AUUUGCAGUCAGUCCGAGAGAAGCACGAGAGCUGAGCUGAGCCUGAUUCGCGUUUCGUCUGUGCGCCGUGUCGCGAGGAAGUCCGUGUAGGCAAAUAGUGAAAUCUUGCAUACACAUUUUUUCAUGUUUCAAUCAUGCUUAUAAGUUGAAAAUGUGUGUACUUUUCAUUCAUCAACGUCAUCAUCCUUGAUGGCUGUCGCGAAUGUCGAGCCUUCGGGGUUUAAUAUAAGUCCUUCGUGUGUGCAAUUCCCGUGAAUGUGUUCAACUUCUGUGGUGUUUGGUGUCGAUGCAAACUCAGGUCGACAGUUCAGCAAAUGCCAAUGGAUUCGUGAUUCCACCUAGUCCCAACAACCAACCAUACUGUCGUCGGGUAGCUCGGCGAAAAAUGGUUUGAAGCAAUUAAUCUGCGUGGCGACACAGCGAGGCAAAUGGGUGACGGAUGUGUGUAUACAAUUAUGGCACAUGUGAAAAUGAAUGAAAUAUCGAAUUUCGUGCUGCUGCCUGCGUUUGAUUGUGGUUUUAUGUGAGUGACGGCGGAGUGCGAAAGGGAAGUGAGCGAAUAAAUAGUGAAACAAUGAGCACCUCGAUUACUAGCAAAAUGAAGAAAAGUGAAAAUGUUUCAAUAAUAAUUCGCAAGUUCGAUCGUUUUUGUGAGGAAAAUCUUUGCAGCUAGCUAAAAAAUAGCGUAAAUAGUGAAUCCCCCUUUUCGUGUAUUAUAAAGCUCAAAUUUAUUCCCGUGCUCACUAUCGGCCAUCGGUAGGCACAGUGCAGAGGGUGUAGCGCUGUGUUCUUACCAACCAUUCGCAGAUAUCUGUAUUUUAUGAUUGUAAAAAGUCACAGGAGGAAAGUGGAAAUAUAAGAAAACAAAACGGAGGAAAAAAAUAAUUCCAUCGCACAUCCAUACAUCUAUAAAACCACCUAUAUAUAGCAACUUGUAAACAUGUAUUCUGGUGCUGCCAUAUUUGGAUAUAAAACAUCAUGCAUCUCGCUCACGCUAGCAUUGAUUUCCACUUUGAUACAGAUUUGUCGAAGUGCCGACCUUGUGAUAGAAAUACCCGGAAAUCUCGGUCUCGAUGAUUCAUACUACCGCCUCGAUUACUACCCACCGGUGGGUAACCCGGCGCCAAACGCUACGAUUGCAUCGCGAGACGUUGGCGACGAGAUACAGUUCUCCAACGGACAACCCGGUACGAGGUAUAACUUUUGGCUGUAUUACACCAACUCGACGCACCACGAUUGGCUCACGUGGACUGUGUCGAUUACGACAGCCCCGGAUCCACCCUCCAAUCUGUCCGUUGCGGUACGGUCGGGUAAAAGUGCUAUCAUAAGCUGGAGUCCGCCAUCGCAGGGUAACUACUCAGCAUUUAAGCUGAAAAUCCUUGGGCUGUCCGACAAUUUUGCCACCAAUCAAACUGUCGUCGUCGAGGACAAUCAAUUCCAGCAUGUGUUGAGAGAUCUGACACCGGGUGCCACAUAUCAGGUGCAAGCGUACACCGUUUUCGAUGGCAAAGAAUCGGUUGCGUAUACAAGCCGAAAUUUCACAACAAAACGCUAUCGCCAUAAAGAUCUGUUGGAAAUAAAGAUCCUGCGAGAACCCAACACCCCGGGGAAGUUCAUCGUAUGGUUCCGCAAUGAAACUACGCUACUGGUGCUAUGGCAACCGCCGUAUCCAGCAGGGAUUUAUACCCAUUACAAAGUAUCUAUCGAACCACCGGAUGCAUUGGGCAGUGUUUUAUACGUACAAAAAGAAGGUGAGCCCCCAGGCCCAGCUCAGGCGGCAUUCAAAGGGCUGGUCCCUGGUCGUGCAUAUAAUAUCUCCGUGCAGACGAUGUCCGAGGACGAAAUUUCGCUACCCACAACUGCCCAGUACCGAACGGUACCGCUUCGACCAAUGAACGUUACGUUUGACAAAAAAGCGGUUACCGAGAACUCAUUCAAGGUUUUAUGGGAAGCUCCAAAAGGUAUUAGCGAAUUCGAUAAGUAUCAGGUAUCCAUAUCGGCCACUCGGCGCCAACAAGCAGUUCAACGCAACGAUAAUGAAAACAUGGCAUCGUUGGAAUUUAAAGACAAUCUAGACCCCGGCAAGACUUACCAAGUCGUUGUAAAAACUGUCUCCGGCAAAGUAACCUCAUGGCCGGCCACCGGAGAGGUCACACUAAAGCCAUUACCAGUUAAGAAUCUCUACACCUUCACUGAUAGCAAAACGGGCAUUAUUACUAUAUCGUGGGCUCCAGACGAUGCCAGUGCUCAAGACGAGUACAAGAUAAGCUACCACGAGCUGGAAACGAACAAUGGAGAUGCCAGCACAAUGAACACGGACAAAACCACAUUCGCACUGGAAUCGCUAUUACCAGGGCGAAAUUAUUCUGUCACUGUACAGGCCAUCUCGAAGAAGAUGGAAUCCAAUGAAACGGUCAUAUUUGUUGUAACCAGACCGUCAUCACCGAUAAUUGAGGACUUGAAAUCGAUCCGCGAGGGAUUGAAUAUUAGCUGGAAGAGUGACGUCAACUCGCGACAGGAGAAAUACGAAGUCACCUACACCCGCAACGAUACCAACGAUGGAAAAACAGUACUUACCACCGAAUCUAGACUAGUGUUUACAAAUCUAUACCCAGGAGCCGGAUACGAGGUGAAGGUGUUUGCCGUUAGUCACGGACUGAGGAGCGAGCCCCAUUCCUAUUUCCAGGCGGUCUAUCCCAACCCACCGCGUGAUAUGACAAUCGAAAAGGUAACAAGCAACUCUGUGUUAGUACGCUGGAAACCACCGGAGCGCUCCGAGUUCACAGAAUACUCCAUUCGAUAUCGCACAGAAAGCGAAAAACAAUGGAUUAGAUUACCCUCGGUGAAGGUAACGGAAGCAGACGUUACGGAUAUGACACCGGGCGAAAAAUAUACCAUCCAGGUGAACACCGUAAGCUAUGGAGUCGAAUCUCCCAAUCCACAGCAAGUCAACCAAACUGUACGUCCGAAUCCUGUUUCCAACAUUGCACCACUGGUCGACUCGAACAACAUUACCUUGGAGUGGCCUCGUCCAGAGGGUCGAGUAGAAACGUAUAUUAUCCAUUGGUGGCCCACGGAAUUUCCCGAUCAAAUUUAUAGCAAUAAUGUAUCAGAAACCAGUACCAUUUACCCGUACUCAGUAAGUGGUUUAGGUGAUGAAGAUAAGUUGACAGAUGAACCACCAACAGUUCGAAUCCUCAUUGGAGAUCUCAUGUCUGGCGUAAUGUACAAUUUCAAGAUUCAAACGGUGUCCUAUGGAUUGACCAGUGAUGUUACAAAGUUGCAAACCCGCACAAUGCCACUCAUUCAGUCAGAAGUGCUGAUUGUUAACAACGUGCAGAUGCGUGAUACGGUCACACUAAGCUACACUCCCACACCUCAGCAAUCGUCCAAGUUCGACCUAUAUCGGUUUUCUUUGGGCGAUGUAAAUCUUCCCGACAAGGAAAAGUUUGCGAACGACACUGAUCGUAAAGUUACGUUUACCGGUCUUGUCCCGGGACGUCUGUACAACAUUACUGUUUGGACGGUAAGCGGUGGUGUUGCAAGCCAACCUAUCCAACGACAAGAUCGUAUGUAUCCAGAUCCCAUUACCGAGCUUAGUGCUAGUAACAUCACUGACACCGAUAUCAUUUUAAAUUGGGACAUUCCGAAGGGCGAAUAUAAUGCAUUCGAAAUUCAAUACCUCAAAAAUGAUUCCAACUAUCAGCAGAAUCUUACCGUGAACAAUCACAUCACAAUCACUGAUCUUAAACCACACCGUAACUACACAUUUACAGUAGUCGUCCGUUCCGGCACCGAAUCCAACGUGCUACGUAGUAGUCUUCCCGUUUCUGCAAACUUCCAAACGAAGGAAUCGGUUCCGGGACGUGUCGACAAAUUUGCACCCGUUGAUAUUCAGCCAAGCGAGAUCACCUUUGAGUGGUCACUCCCACCGAAUGAACAAAACGGAAUUAUAAGACAGUUUACAAUAACGUAUGGACUAGAUGGAUCACAACAUACGCAAGCUAAGGAUUUUAAACCAACCGAAUUGCGGGGCACUAUAAAAACUCUACUACCGGGAAAAACUUAUAUCUUCCGUAUUCAAGCGAAGACUGCCAUCGGCUAUGGUCCGGAGCAAAUGUGGAAACAGAAGAUGCCAAUCCUUGCACCACCCAAACCAGAAACGCAAGUCGUGCCCACGGAAGUAGGCAGUAGCGCUACGACCAUUGAAAUCAGAUUCCGUAAGCAUUAUUUCAGCGACCAGAACGGUGUCGUGACCACUUACACCAUCAUCAUUGCUGAAGACGACAGCAAGAACGCAUCCGGUCUCGAAAUGCCCAGUUGGUACGAUGUACAAUCGUAUAGCGUGUGGCCUCCGUAUCAGGUCAUUGAACCGUACUAUCCAUUUAAGAACAGCUCUGUGGAAGACUUUACCAUCGGAACGGAGAACUGUGACACCCGAAAGUCGGGAUAUUGUAACGGGCCACUCAAAUCCGGAACCACGUACAAGGUGAAGGUCAGAGCAUUCACCGCUCCCGAUAAGUUCACCGACACAGCGUACAGCUAUCCCAUUCGAACAGGAUUGCUAUCAGUUGACGCACAAGAUAACACAUCACUGAUCGUUUCAAUAACGGUCCCAUUAUUCAUUAUACUACUGCUCGUCGGCACUCUACUAUUUUUGCGCCGACGGCGUCAUACGGGUCGCAAAAAAGCAACCGAACAGCGCGCAAACGACAAUAUGUCUCUACCAGAUAGCACAAUGGAAACAAGCCGUCCAGUACUGGUGAAAAACUUCGCCGAACAUUAUCGUUUGAUGUCAGCCGAUUCUGACUUUAGAUUUAGUGAAGAGUUUGAGGAACUGAAACAUGUAGGCCGGGACCAACCAUGCACAUUCGCGGACCUGCCGUGCAAUAGACCUAAGAAUCGUUUCACCAACAUUUUACCGUAUGACCACUCUAGAUUUAAAUUACAACCGGUGGACGAUGAGGAAGGGUCAGAUUAUAUCAACGCUAACUACGUGCCGGGUCAUAACUCUCCCCGAGAAUUCAUCGUCACUCAAGGCCCCCUACACUCAACGCGGGAUGACUUCUGGCGCAUGUGCUGGGAGAGCAACUCGCGGGCGAUAGUCAUGCUAACGCGUACCUUUGAAAAAGGUCGCGAAAAAUGUGAUCACUACUGGCCACAUGAUACAGUGCCAGUAUAUUACGGUGAUAUUAAGGUUACGCUGCUCAAUGAUAGUCACUAUCCGGACUGGGUCAUCACGGAAUUUAUGAUGACGAGGGGUGACACGCAGCGCAUCAUUCGUCACUUCCACUUUACCACGUGGCCAGAUUUCGGUGUGCCAAACCCUCCUCAGACGCUCGCGCGGUUCGUGCGAGCCUUCCGCGAACGUGUUGGACCCGACCAGCGACCGAUCGCGGUACACUGCAGUGCCGGCGUCGGUCGGUCUGGUACGUUCAUUACCCUCGAUAGAAUACUACAACAAAUACAGGUAUCGGACUAUGUCGAUAUCUUCGGUAUUGUCUGGGCAAUGCGAAAAGAACGUGUCUGGAUGGUCCAAACUGAGCAGCAAUACAUUUGUAUCCAUCAAUGUUUGUUGGUGGUGUUAGAGGGUAAGGAAGGUACCGAGCGUGAGAUCCAUGACAACCAGGGUUAUGAAGAACCGGGCGAUCCUGAUGCAGGGGAGGAUCGACAGUUAAUUGAAACCGGCCUAGAGGAUACCGAUGAUGGUACCCAGGAAGUAGUCGGUAGUGAUGGGGACGACAACGAACAGCAUAACUGUGUGCAAGGGGAAAUGCAGAGCAAUAGUAGCAGGACUGAUGUUGCCAAAAAUAAUGAAUGUCAUUGCCAAGAAACAGAAGUGAUAGCCGUCGAAGUACAAGCAAACCAUAGGAAUAGUAGUAAUCAGCCGCUGCCGAUAGGUGACGAUAUAACCGAUAAGAGUAACAGCAACAGCAAUGACAUUAGCCAAGACGGCAAUGGGCCAUUGCUUGAAUCUGUCGAAUCUAAAUCCGAAGGUAUUAACAAUAACAAUAACAACAAUGAACAACAGUCAAUUGGGAAUAAACUGUGGAAGGAAGAAAGAUGACAGUUAGAGAAUGAUAGUGAUAACAGAAGUAGUGGUCGGAGUAGUAUUGUUAUCGCUAUCAAUGACGAUAGUCAUGCGAAUAGUGCGCACAUCAUUCGCAUCGAAGGCGAUGAUACAGAAGAUCGUAAAGAUGAUGAAACAGAAAUCGACGUUGGGAUCGACUCUGACGAAGAAGAUGACGACGAUUCCAACGAACAGAGGGAGCUGUUACUGCACAAAAAGAACGAAAAGAAUAAUUUUAAUACAGAUGGAGGCGGAGAACGCAUUCGAUACAAGCACAAUUUCGUGGAAGACGAAGAUGAGCAAGACGAUGACAUCAUCGUAAUCGUUGAUGAGGAUAGCAAUCUCUGUGGUGGUGGUGUUAGCGAUGAGCUCUAUUUGAAGCUUAGAGAAAUGGAUGACGAGGGCAUCGCCGAGUCAGGAAUGUAAGCGCCGGGGAAACGUUUACCAUCGCCAGAAGAUGUGACGCACGGUCAUAUCUAGUAGUCGAAGAAUCUUAACAACAUUCGUCUUGUAGGUAAUUCGGUCAUAGACAGAACAAACACACGAAAUUAAAAUUAGCAUACUCCAUCGUACAUUCGAGAAACAGAACAUACAUAGAUCACGAAUUGUAAAUAUCAGGAAAAAUCUUUGCUUAUUUGUAGAGAGAAAGAAAUGUUGUCAAUGUGCUACUACAUAUUCUACCUUUUAAAUGUCGAUAAAUGACAAUGCAUGCGUUACAUGUAAUCAAGAAUUCUUUUACGUUCUUGACGUCAUCGGAAAAUCAAAUCAGUAAAACGAAACGCGAAAAAUGUGAAAUUUUAUUGUAUUUAUGCAUGUGCAAUGGACACUCAAUCCAAUCUUUUUAAUUCUUUUUUGUUGUACAUAAUGUAAGAUGUAUCAUGGCAAAUUUUAGUUACACAAUAUUUUAAAUCUUACAAUAAAAAGAAAAGAUAUCAUAUCAACAGCA
Molecule: messenger RNA, 7016 nt
Organism: Topomyia yanbarensis
Lineage: Eukaryota; Metazoa; Arthropoda; Insecta; Diptera; Culicidae
Gene: Ptp10D
Product: tyrosine-protein phosphatase 10D
Exons: 14
Coding region: 941-6067 (1708 amino acids)
Biological process (GO): protein dephosphorylation
Molecular function (GO): protein binding; protein tyrosine phosphatase activity
Source: RefSeq, a predicted model, not a curated record